UGGCGCGCAAGACUUCGUGAGAGUAGGUUAUGUGAUGGUUUUGUGUCAAUGACUAUUGUGUAAGAUGUUGUCGUGAAAACUUGUGUGAUUUAUUAAGUUAUUAUUUUAUUAAUAAUAAAUAAUACACUGAUUAAUAAUCAUACAAAUGGAUCAUAAAAGGACAUACAAGAUUGUUUUUAACGUAAAACAAUGACAUGCGUGUUUAGUGUAUCACUAGUGAUGUGUUGAAAGUUAUAUCGAUAAAUAAAAUGGAUACAGAAAUGCAUAAUUCAACGUUGGACACGAUUUAUCCGCGGGAGGCGACUAUAAUGGCGGCCGCGUGUGCUUGUAUAUUUAGUACAGUUGGUGUUAUAGGUAACCUGAUAACAACCGUGGCUUUGCUAAUGCAUCCAAAACUACGCGGCCAUGUAACUACAAUGUUCGUGCUCUCACUCUGCGUCUCCGAUCUCCUGUUCUGCAGCAUCAAUCUACCACUAACUGCAAGCAGAUACAUCAAACAGCAAUGGGUGCUGGGUCCAAGACUCUGUCAGAUGUUCGCAUUCGUGUUCUACGGGAACGAGGCUGUGUCUUUACUCUCCAUGGUCGCUAUCACCAUCAACAGAUACACAUUGAUAGCGUACUAUGACAUGUACUCCCAGAUCUACACAACAACCAAGAUCUGGAUACAGCUGCUUCUAAUUUGGCUCGUGUCAUUUGGUUUAAUGAUACCACCGCUCCUUGGCAUUUGGGGUCAACUAGGAUUAGACCCGAAUACGUUCUCUUGUACCAUUCUACCCAAAGACGGGAAAAGUCCUAAGAAAUAUCUCUUCGUGUUUGGUUUCGCGCUACCAUGCGUCGUGAUAAUCGUGUCCUACUCUUGCAUAUACUGGAGAGUUCGGGAGAGCAAGAGAAAGCUGGAAGGACGCAGGUGUGUAUGUGGCAAACUAAGCGGUCAAACAGCCAAAGAGAAAGAAGAGGACUCGCGCCUUACAACACUGAUGUUGACGAUAUUCCUUUGCUUCCUUGCUUGUUUCCUUCCCCUCAUGAUCAUGAACGUAGCAGACGACGGGAUCUCUUUCCCCUGGCUACAUAUCAUAGCCUCCAUCCUCGCUUGGGCCUCCAGUGUGAUGAACCCACUUAUAUACGCGGCGACCAAUAGACAAUAUAGAGCUGCGUACGGCAAUCUUUUAAAAUUCUGCAAAAAUAAUCCUGUUGCCCGAAGGACUACGUGGGGGAGUAGGACUGUCGGUCAAUCCUCGAAUUCUCCCCAUUACCUCGAUAAACGCAACCCCUUAAAAGAGAAACCGACUAAAUUAUAAGUUGUUUAGCUUCGCACUGGAUGCGAUGCGACUUGAUUCAAAGGGACCAUUGAUUGGUUAUUGUUUGUCUGAUGAUACUUUGAACUGAAUAAUCUCGGAUAAAUGUUUAGAAUAUAAGUACCAUAGAAAAAUAGCUUACAAUUAUCAACUGUCAUUAUAUAAAGUAAAUUUUUAUAAAUCAUAUUUUGUAUAAAACCAAUUUAUUAACCUAACGCGACACAUAUGUCAAAGUACAACGCAAUUAAUUUUGUAACAACCUUGCUCAUAUAACAUGUAGUUUACUACAAAGAAGAAGAAAUAUCAUCUGGAUUUUUCACGAAUGUGUAGAGCUAACCUUGCUUAGAUUCUUUAAGCAUCUGUAAAUAAAUGUUAAUAAUUGUAAAUACAAAUGAAAGUAGCAUACUUACAUGACCAAAGUAAUUUAUUUAGACGCUAAGGUGAAAAAAAUAUAAUAUUCUUAAGUGUUAAAUUAAUACCAAUUUAUACUCUACCAUUACUUGUACUUUCGUCUGUAGAAAAAUAAAAAACAAAUUAAAAAAAAUACAACCAUUUCUAAAAUUGAGGUUCGAAAAGUUACCAGUUCAUAAUUAUACAAAAUUCAAUGUCCGAGAUAAUAUAUAUCAUAUCUUAAAUUUA
This is a messenger RNA of Nymphalis io (European peacock), 1934 nucleotides long. RefSeq names its product protein trapped in endoderm-1 (gene Tre1). The transcript is spliced from 7 exons. NCBI's taxonomy places the organism in Eukaryota, Metazoa, Arthropoda, Insecta, Lepidoptera, Nymphalidae. Gene Ontology annotation, biological process: G protein-coupled receptor signaling pathway. The record is from RefSeq and is a predicted model, not a curated record. Gene Ontology annotation, molecular function: G protein-coupled receptor activity. Gene Ontology annotation, cellular component: membrane. Bases 249 to 1298 code for a protein of 349 amino acids.